Messenger RNA from Rodentolepis nana, 351 nucleotides. The record is from the annotation of a GenBank genome assembly. NCBI's taxonomy places the organism in Eukaryota, Metazoa, Platyhelminthes, Cestoda, Cyclophyllidea, Hymenolepididae.
AUGAUGAGUCAGUCAAUAGGCAGCGUUGGAAUGGGAGGAAGCAGUUAUCAUCUGUUCGGUGCGGAUGGCGGAUUAACGCGACCUCGAACUGCUACAGGGGUUAUGCAGCAGUCUAUUGAUCGCCUGUUUGCUGCUCGAGGUUCUGUGGCUCCGAGCUCCUCUGUUACAAUACUGCCUACUCCCGGUGGUGUGGAUGCUAUGCUUCGGUCCAUACCCGAGAGUAGUAGUGUUCGGACGGGGACGAGUGAACGCGCCAAUAGUAUGAAUGUGUCAGCACUUACUGACCCAGAUAUAUCGGGAACUGGUGAGCCAAUUAAUUCAUUUGCCCGUUUUUUGCUUACAAUCCACUAA